UCUGCUCCCAUGAGGCCUUUGGGGCCGGCAGAGCCGAGUCUGCUGCUCGCGUCCAGGGUAUUUACUGCUGGUGUAUGAAAUGCCAAUAUGGACAGUGCUGUCCACCCAUAGCACAGGCAGACUAAUGGCUGUUUAUCGCACACGAUGCCCCUGCAGGUGAAACUCCAGGGAGCCCUGGGCCCUCUGAGGAAGGAGCUGGAAGAGGCCCUGGCUCUGACGUCUAAAGAGGAGGAGAAAACCACCGAGUGGCAGAGGAAUGUGAAGAACAGGAGAGAGACGAUUGCAGGUGAAUUUAACAAACUGCACACGCUGCUGAGAGAGGAGGAGCAGCUGCUUCUGCAGAGCCUGGAGGAGGAGGAGAGGGAGACUCUGCAGAGACUACAGGAAAAUGUCACCAAACUCUCCCUGCAAAGCUCCUCUCUGCAGCAGCUGAUCACAGAGAUCGAGGAGAAGUGUCAGCAACCAGUUGUCGAGCUGCUAAAGGAGUGAGAAUGUGAAACUCCAGGAACCAGAAGCUGUUUCUACUGACCUGAAGGACAUGUAUAAAAUUUCCCUUGACAUGAAUGAAGUGUUGAAAAGAUUUGGAGGUGAGUGGAGUCUACUGGGACAUUCAGCUGUGU
Chrysemys picta bellii (western painted turtle) is the source of this 620-nucleotide messenger RNA. NCBI's taxonomy places the organism in Eukaryota, Metazoa, Chordata, Testudines, Emydidae. The record is from RefSeq and is a predicted model, not a curated record.